Spirodela intermedia is the source of this 6082-nucleotide messenger RNA. The record is from the annotation of a GenBank genome assembly. Lineage: Eukaryota; Viridiplantae; Streptophyta; Magnoliopsida; Alismatales; Araceae.
AUGGAGGUUGACCUGGAGAGGCCCCUGAUAGACCCUGAAAGCUUCAACCGGGAUGAUAUUGACCUGGUGAGAGGCUGUAAGGAGAGAAUUCGACGGGAGUGGGGCCUACAUUGGUAAACUUACCGGAUUGGGCCUCUGCAGGAACGGCUCCCAUUGGAGGAGGUCUUCGAGCAGCUCAGGACGUCGAGGGAAGGUCUCUCCUCCGAGGAUGCUGAGGCUCGCCUGGUGCUGUUCGGCCCGAACAAGCUCGAGGAGAAGACUGUGCGUUGACUUCUCUUUGACAUCAUGUGGGCGGGGCAUUUCCAAAUUAGGAAGAGAAGAAGACCACAAAAGAAAAGAAAAGAAAAAAAAAAAAGAAGCAUAUCACGCAUGAAGAAUACCCAGAACCAGGGAGCUGAGAAAUAUUUCUAAUCUGGGCACGUUGUGUUCUGUUUUUUUUGGUCAACGUAGGAGAACAAGUUUCUGAAGUUCCUGGGCUUCAUGUGGAACCCUCUUUCAUGGGUCAUGGAGGCGGCGGCAGUGAUGGCCAUCGUUCUCGCCAAUGGCGGAGUGAGCUCACAGCUGAAUCCUUGAUUUCCCCUCACAUCAAUUCAAAAUACUACCAAUAAUAGUAGUAGUAGUAGUAGUAGCAGCAGUCAACCCCUUCUGAUUACCUCUCAUUUCAGGGUCAAGGACCCGACUGGCAAGAUUUUGUGGGCAUCAUCUGCCUCCUGAUCAUCAACUCCACGAUUAGCUUCAUCGAGGAGAACAAUGCUGGAAAUGCUGCGUCGGCACUCAUGGCUCGUCUGGCUCCUAAAACAAAGGUGGAAAAUUUUGACCAAGGUCAACGAAGAACAUUGGGCUAUUUAUAUCUUUCAUAUAGAUAUUAAUUACGUUAUUGACCAGUUUACUCACGAUCCAGGUGAUUAGAGAUGGUCAAUGGCAGGAGCGCGAUGCGGCGAUUCUAGUGCCAGGGGAUAUAAUAAGCAUAAAACUUGGCGACAUCAUACCUGCAGAUGCCCGUCUGCUCGAGGGAGACCCACUGAAGAUCGAUCAGGCAAACUCCCUGAAAAAAAAAAAAAAAUUUUUUAGAGGCAUUUACUUGGUUUUCUCCACAGUUUGCUAUUUUCAGUCAAUAGAUGUCAGAUAUCAACCCAUAGAUAGGGUAAUAAAAUCGGAACUCAUGGUCUGUUCUUCCCCAAAAUGUUGCAGUCAGCGUUGACCGGGGAGUCCCUUCCUGUCACGAAGAGGACCGGCGACCAGAUCUUCUCUGGCUCCACCUGCAAGCAAGGGGAGAUAGAGGCAAUUGUGAUAGCAACCGGAAUCAAUUCCUUCUUCGGGAGAGCAGCACACUUGGUUGACUCCACUGAAGUUAUUGGGCACUUCCAAAAGGUGAUGCAUGCGCUAAUUUUAGAACAGUUGACUCUGGGCUUGAUUUUCAAUGACAAAAACUUACCUGUUUCCUGCUUUUCUCAGGUUCUUACCUCAAUAGGAAACUUUUGCAUAUGCUCAAUAGCCAUAGGGAUGCUCCUAGAGAUCAUAGUCAUGUUCCCUGUCCAGCGUCGGACGUACAGAGAUGGAAUAAACAAUCUUCUGGUUCUACUGAUAGGAGGCAUACCCAUUGCUAUGCCCACUGUGCUAUCAGUCACACUGGCAAUCGGCUCCCAUCGCCUUUCUCAACAAGUAAGAGCCCUAGCAUUCACCCUCUUCCGGGUAGAUUUGCCAAGGAAAGUUUUUUGAAAAAAAAAAGCAUGUGGCUGUCUUCAGGGUGCAAUCACCAAGCGAAUGACAGCAAUUGAAGAAAUGGCUGGAAUGGAUGUUCUGUGCAGCGACAAGACUGGAACUCUCACCCUCAAUCAUCUCACUGUGGAGAGAAAUCUUAUUGAGGUAUGAGAUAUAUUCGUUCCUUGUAUGAAUAAUUCCAUGGAAAAAUAUCAUUUAACAAAGCAUAUAUCGAUAUUCUCAAAUAUUUUUAUACCAUAUACCCACCUAGGAAUUUGUGACUUUCUGAGGUAUUUUUAUAUCCAAAAUCACUUGGAAUCUAUCUCAAUUCAUCUCCAACCUGAUGACAAAACCUUCAUGCCCCUAUUGAGCCAAAGGAACGCAUUGAGAAUGUGAACCUCACAUCCACAGUUAUUUAAAAUCCAAAGAAUCUAAAGUUCAGGCAAAUGGCUUUGAUCCAGAUGUUCAAUGAUGACAUGGAAAAAGAUAUGAUCAUCUUGCUCGCUGCCAGAGCCUCGAGACUAGAGAACCAAGAUGCAAUUGAUACAGCCAUUGUGAACAUGCUUGCUGACCCCAAGGAGGUAGGAAUGAAACGUUGGGUUCUUUCCCCUUGAAAAGAUUGUUUCCUUUGACUAGUAUGAGUGAAUGGUACUUCUGCACACAGGCUAGAGCAAACAUCACCGAAGUCCAUUUUCUGCCCUUCAAUCCCGUUGAGAAGCGCACAGCAAUCACAUACAUAGACUCUGAAGGAAACUGGCAUCGAGUUAGCAAAGGAGCUCCAGAGCAGGUAUGAAAACACCCUGACCUGACCCUCAAAUGGGCUUUCUUUCAUGGAGGUUCUGUAACUAUAAAUCGUACGAAAAAAAAAAAAAAGCUUAGAAUUUACGGCAGAGGGUUGGCUUUAUUUUUCCAUCCAUUGAAUUCUACUCAAAGUUCUACCCCCUUGCUUUACCUGUAUAAUAUUUCCUAAUCCAUAUUUUUUUCAUGUUAUGCUAGAUUCUAAGCCUGUGUGAAGAAAAGGAGGCCAUAACUGGAAAAGUGCAUGCAGCCAUCGACAGAUUUGCAGAAAGAGGAUUACGCUCGCUUGGGGUCGCAUACCAGGUAAGAAAAUGACCGAAUGACUGCAACGAAACUCUUAGGAGAGACUUACAAACAGGAAGACUCUGACUUGGCCUUCUUGGGGUGACUCCUUCAGUUCAUUCCUGAGAGAUCUAAAGAGAGCUCAGGCGGUCCGUGGACGUUCUGUGGAUUGUUGCCACUGUUUGACCCGCCAAGACAUGACAGUGCAGAAACUAUCCGCAGAGCAUACAAUCUUGGAGUCUGCGUGAAGAUGAUAACCGGUAGACACUAGUUUUAUGUUGAUUUGAGAUCUACCCGCAGUUUUCUCUAUUGUUUCAUACUUCCCUUUCCCACAAGUGCCCGUCAGAUUGAGUUUUAGUAGCAACCACACUACUCUUCUAUUCUCCUGUUCAUGUGAUUGAAUGUAAAUUACCUAGCAGAAUUUCACAACAAACAAUGGUUUUCUAUGAGAAAAAAACUACUUCUAUAGAUCAUAAAUUUGAUGCAGAAUCUUAAAAGACACCUGAACAGAGAACCCAUUAGUUAGUUUCCAAAAACUAUGCUCAAGGAAUAGAACCUGCUGGCGUUGAGCCAUGCCCUUCGGAAUCGCCCUCUGUCUGCACCCUCGAAUAAAAGUAUGAGUGCACUCUUCUGACAGGUGACCAGUUGGCAAUAGCAAAGGAGACUGGUCGACGUCUGGGGAUGGGAACGAACAUGUAUCCUUCUUCAUUCUUGUUUGGUCACAACAGAGACGAAAAUGAAGCCCUGCCCCUUGAUGAGCUAAUUGAACAGGCUGAUGGUUUUGCUGGUGUAUUCCCGGGUAACUAUCUUCAUUCCAUGCGAUUUUCAAGAGACUUCUUGGUACUACUAGGUUCUUGGAAUCACGUUAAAAAUAAGGAUAUACGCCUGUGGUGACCUAUCCCUCUUUAUUUAGCUAACUUUCUUCGUUGGAAUUCUGCAAUGAUCAGAACACAAGUAUGAGAUUGUGAAAAUCCUUCAAGAGAAGAAUCACAUCUGUGGAAUGACCGGAGAUGGUGUGAAUGAUGCCCCAGCUUUGAAGAAAGCCGAUAUUGGAAUAGCUGUCUCUGAUUCCACAGAUGCUGCAAGAGGUGCUGCCGACAUAGUCCUGACAGAACCUGGGUUAAGCGUAAUAAUCAGUGCUGUCUUGACUAGCCGAGCUAUAUUCCAGAGAAUGAAGAACUAUACAGUUGAGCGUUGACUUUUUUUUCUUAUUUCUGUAUUUGAACUCAUAAUAGUGUAUUGACGACGCCAUCUGGUAUUUGCAGAUUUAUGCCGUAUCAAUAACUAUAAGGAUUGUGGUAUGUUUGUCUGGACCAUUUUGAGAAACUUGAGAAAAAAACUUGGGAGUAUACUCAUCUCCAAAUUGGUUUAUUCUUGCAGCUAGGAUUUGUACUUCUCGCAUUGAUAUGGAAAUAUGAUUUCCCACCCUUCAUGGUUCUUAUAAUUGCAAUUCUAAACGACGGUACAUCCUGUCUUUUCAACAUUGCUCUUGAUUAGAUGUAUCUAAAUGCUCAGUUGGGAACAUGGAAUUUCUUCUUUCACUAAAUAUGGAGGAGACUUAACAAGAUUAUGAAACACAUUGCUCAUCUCUACCUUGUCUGCAAACCAGGAACCAUCAUGACCAUUGCCAAAGAUUAUGUCAAACCGUCACCAAUGCCUGAUAGCUGGAAGCUUAAUGAGAUAUUUGCAACUGGCAUUGUCAUAGGGACAUACCUUGCACUGGUUACUGUACUCUUUUACUGGAUCAUCACAGAAACAAGCUUUUUUGAGGUUUGAACACUUGUUUCUUCAUCAUCUUUGGAUUUAUCAAAGGAAAAAAUAUCUUGGCAAUUUUCGCUGGUUACAUAAUUUCUCAUGUGGCUCUUUUGUGCAGACUUACUUUAAAGUGAGAUCUUUAAGUGACAGUGACGAAAAAAUCUCAUCUGCCAUAUAUCUACAAGUGAGCAUCAUCAGUCAAGCCCUCAUCUUUGUAACUCGUAGUCAGAGCUGGUCAUUCACAGAAAGGCCUGGGACUCUCCUCAUGUGCGCAUUUGUUGUGGCUCAAUUGGUGAGGCCUCCUUAGUGGCGCUUUUUCUUUCUAUCACUAGCAAAUUGGUAAACUAGUUCAAUAAAAGUACAAGUUUUACAUUACCGUGUUUAGUAUGAAGACUAGAGAUUCAGUUCGUCAUAACUUCCACCAGAGGAAUAGUGAUUUUCUAUAGUGAAUGCAGUUUCAGAACUUGGUGCUCAUUUCUUCAUUAUGCCAAUAAUUCAUGCUUCUAAUUCAUUUUUCCAUCCAGGUAGCUACCCUCAUUGCUGUUUAUGCAAAUAUCGAAUUUGCGUAUAUUCAUGGAAUUGGCUGGGGGUGGGCUGGUGUAAUAUGGUUAUACAGUUUAAUCUUCUACAUUCCCCUUGACAUCAUCAAGUUCACAGUUCGAUAUGCACUCAGUGGGGAAGCAUGGAACCUGCUGUUUGACAGGAAGGUAGGAGCCAUUUCCAAGUCCUCACAAUUCUUAUUCCCCUCUCCGUAUCCUGCAAUUCCCACAGCAUUGAUUGUCUCAUUAUUAGCUGGUAUUAUUUGUAGAUCUUAAUUGUACUAUCUAUUUAUAGAUUGAAAUGAGAGUCUACACAACUGUGCAUGAGUGCAUCUAUUUCCGUCCCUGUAGUUUUCAUACAGGUAUAUAAUCCCUGUAUGCCUUGCAUUCAUCGUUAACAGACGGCUUUUACAACAAAGAAAGAUUAUGGAAAAGAGGACAGGGAAGCAAAAUGGCUACGUUCACAGAAAAGUCUUGAAAGGAUUUCUGCCACAGAUCUGGAAAGAGAAGGCAGAAGGUCAACCCUGAUGGCAGAGCAGGCAUUGAGACGUGCUGAAAUAGCCAGGUAAUAAUUCUGACAAAUUUAUUCGUUCAUAAGCGAAACACAAAUACCAUCUCCAAGGUUUUUUCCCCAUUCAUUCUUCUAUAAGCUUCCACGACCUGCCUUCCCAUAUUUUCCUCUCGUCUUCAGCCCCCCUUUCAAAAUUGUGCCUUAACUUGGUGCAAUUUUCCUGUGUCAUGCAUGUAAAACUAGAACAUCUCAUGUCCCAAUGAUAUUGCACACCACUUGACAAGUAACCAGUUAGAAAAAGAUACCGUCUUGUGCUAUGCAAGACAUCUCUAACUUGGUUAUUGACGUUAUAUUAUGCAACAUGUGAUCUAAUUCAAUAUUAUGUGAAAAUUUCCGCAGGUUGGGGGAAUUGCAUUCCUUUAGAGGGCAUGUUGAAUCCUUUGUGAGGUUGAAGAACUUGGACAGUAUUUCCAUCCAGACAGCUCGUACAGUUUGA